AAACACUCGUCAUGCAGACUGCAGUGCAGUGUUUACAGUGGUGUUUAUUACAGGGUAGAGGAAGAGAGCACUUAUGUCUCGGUUACACAUACUAGGAAAAUUAUCCAGUGGAUAGUUCUUGACAACUUCUCACGUAUUAAUAUCCAGCAGCUUCACCUGGUAAAGGUUUUAAAAACAUCUAAACUCCUCUGAGGAGCAUUUCCCUAAGGGAGAGGACAUCUUGGACUAUAAGAACAGAGGAGAACAGCGGGGCAGCCGGAGCUGCAGUUCAGGUAAAGCAGCAUGUCUACUAUGGUGUUCCCCUCUGGAGAGAAGCUGGAGAGACUAAACCAGGAGGAGAUCAUCUCCAGCACCAGACUGGUGAUCCAGGGGCUGGAUGCACUGAAGAAUGAGCACAACACCAUAUUACACAGCCUGGUGGAGACCAUUAAGUGCUUGGCCAAGGAUGAGGAGGCCAGCUUGGUGUAUGAGAAGUCCUCACUGCUCCGCAAGUCUGUUGAGAUGAUCGAGCUGGGUUUAGCCGAGGCACAGGUAAUGACAGAUCUGGCGAGCCACCUCGGCACCAUCGAGUCGGAGAAGCAGAAGGUGAGGGCACAGGUGCGACGGCUGUGUCAGGAGAACCAGUGGCUGCGGGACGAGCUCAGUAAGACUCAGCAGAAGCUGCAGAAAAGCGAGCAGCUAGUAGCUCAGCUAGAGGAAGAGAAAAAGCACCUGGAGUUCAUGAACCAGAUGAAGAAGUAUGAUAAGGACAGCCCAUCCGUGCCUGAAGAAGAAAAUGAGGACGCUUCAAAAGACACUCUGGAUGAUCUUUUCCCCAACGAUGAAGAGGGAAAUGAACCUAGAGCUACUCGCCAGCCGAGCAGUGCAGCACUGGCAGCAGCUCAGCGGGGAGGCUAUGAGGUUCCAGCCCGUCUUCGAGCCCUCCACAACCUGGUGAUCCAGUACGCCAACCAGGGCCGCUACGAAGUGGCUGUGCCUCUCUGCAAACAGAUGCUGGAGGAUCUGGAGAGAACCUCAGGCCGUGACCACCCUGAUGUAGCUACCAUGCUUAACAUCCUCGCUCUGGUUUACAGGGACCAAAACAAUUACAAGGAAGCCUCUCGUCUCCUGUAUGAUGCCGUGGCUAUUAGAGAGAAGACUCUGGGUGAGGAGCACCCAUCGGUAGCAGCCACACUGAAUAACCUGGCGGUGCUUUAUGGGAAGAGAGGGAAGUAUAUCGAGGCUGAGCCACUGUGUAAGAGAGCUCUGGAACUGAGGGAGAAGGUGCUGGGAAGGGAUCACCCCGAUGUGGCUAAGCAGCUGAAUAACCUUGCUCUGGUGUGUCAGAACCAGGGUAAAUAUGAAGAGGUGGAGUACUACUACUGCAGAGCUCUGGAGAUCUAUGAGAAGACGCUGGGCCCAGAUGACCCCAACAUUGCAAAAACAAAGAACAAUCUGGCAUCCUGCUAUCUGAAACAGGCCAAGUACAAGGAGGCUGAGAUCCUAUACAAAGAGAUCCUCACACGAGCCCAUGAAAAGGAGUUUGGGAUUGUAGAUGCUGAGAACAAACCUAUCUGGAUGCACGCUGAGGAGAGGGAGGAGAGUAAAGGUAUGCCAGGUGAUGAUACUCUUUGUGGUGAACUUAAGGACUGGUAUACAGCCUACAAGAUAAACAGCCCUACAAUAAGCACUACCCUACGAAAUCUUGCAGUUCUGUAUCGCCAGCAGGGUAAAAAUGAUGCAGCAGAAAUGCUCGAGGAAUUUGCCAUGAAAAUCCGGAAACAGGGAGCAUCAGUGGAUCCUCUGAAGGACACCAUACGAAAAAGGAGCACAUCCCUCUACAGUGUGAAGUAUGAACCUGGAGAAGAUGGCAGUGUGGAGUGGAACGGGGAUGGCACUCUGAGGAGGAGCGGUUCUCUGGGGAAACUGCGGGAGGUGCUGCGGAAGAGCAGUGAGAUGUUAGUGAAGAAACUACAGGGAACCAUACCACCGGAAUCAUAUAACCCCAACAUGAAGAGGGCUGCCUCACUGACGUACCUGAACAGGAGUGGAGAUGAUGAAUCUCAUCAGAGCGUCGGGUCCAGCAGGAGGCUGAGAGAGAGUCGAAUCCUGAGCUCCAGCACUGUGGAGCUGUACCGCAGCACCAGCCAAUAGAAAACACACACACACAAACACACACACACACACUCCUAAAUGCUGUAUUGUCUUUUAUUUGUCAUAUCGCUUUUCUUUUAAUCAAUUUCUGUUUAUUUUAUGAAUCGUGUCACCAGCUUUAUGUUUAAAUGGAUGGAAUUUUAAAGGUGACAUAUUAUGCAAAACUCAUUCAUCAAUUUUCUGUGAAUCAGGUUAAAGCAGAGACUGUAAAAAAAGAUGGACGCCGUGUCGCCAUUCCCAUUCACUCAAUUAAAAUGAAGCCAAAAUCUUCCUCCAUGUUGGCGAUCCUGAUACCCGAGUCUGCGCAGUAGAGACCAGAGGAAAGAGAAAGACUGUGGAGAGACAGCAUACUCAUUUAAAUAACCCCGCCCCUGAGGACUGCCUCGAGGUCACAGGCUGCAGAGCGGGGCGGAGCGGAGCUGACGAUCUGUUAUUGGUCCCGCCCAUAAGCAGCCCUUUUACAAUAACCACACCUUUUUUUAAUAGAGCUGAAUAACGUUUUAAAAAACGAAUUCUGUGGGGAUAUAAAAUUUAACAAUAUAUGCAGAGGUUACACUAGCUGCUGCAUUUAAAUAAUGGAGGUAGAAUUACAGUAUAUUAGAAAAAAAAUGUGAUUGAAAGUUGUUCUGUUUUGCCAUUGAAACCUAUGGGGAUGGGUGGGGUUACACAGCUUUCUGAAACCGAACAGCAGGGGGCGCCCGACCUGUGGUGGCUUCACUUUUGAGAAACAAUGCUCUGUCCAGCUAUACACAGUCUAUGGGUUAAAGAGUUUGGUGUCAGAAAGCCGUUUGGAUGCCUUCUUAUUGUGACAUCACAAAAAGUAAACCUGCUUAAAACCACCCUGGCACCACACCUCACCUGUCAACCCACACCAGAGCCCCAGUUAAAGAAACGCCUCAUCAAGUCUGAGUGAGGGAUCUGUACCUACUGUCUGUGUCACGUUCUUUCGAAUAUUGAUUUGUUUUAUAAUCUAGCACUAACACAUGCUUCCUCUGAUACAUGUGAAGUCAGACUCCGCUUCUUUUCGAGCUGCUGCUGAUGCAGCAUUACCGAGCAGCAUCACAGCGAUAACAUUCGGAGGAAAGCGCAGUGACUCGGUUCUGAUACAUCAGCUCACAGACGCCCUGUGCUGUGGACAUCACCCUAGGAGUGAUGUGGGGAGAGAGCGCCAUCUACUGUACCAACCCGGAGGGAGCAGGACCAAUUGUGCUCCCUCUGAGCACCGGCAGCUUGAUGGUAAAGCUGCAUGAGCGGGAGUUCGAACCUGCAACCUCCUGCUCAUAGUGGCAGCGCUUGAUUUAUAUGUGCAUAAAUUUAUAAAUUUAUAUGCAUAGUUCUCAGCAUAGUGAAGAUGUGGCCAGCAACAGCUUAUUUGCACAAAAGGGACUGAAACUGAAACUCUUAAUGUGAGAGUGAUUUUGUGUAGAGAACUUAAUGAACUUGUUUUGUAAAAACAGGUGCAAUAUGUCCCUUUUAAAUUCUAACUAUUAUUAAGGAUGAAAGCUUGUGAUCAGUGAUGAGUGUAAAUCAUAAAGAAUUUGCUCUUGUUCUUUUUUGUUUUUGUCAGAGUGUCUGUAUCCAUUUACUGAGUCUGUAAUAUUUACAUUGAUUGUUUUGGAAAUGAGGAGUGUCUCACUCUCUCAGUUUCUUUCAUAUGAAUGUUCACACCUUUUAAUAAAAUGCUAAAAUCA
Molecule: messenger RNA, 3824 nt
Organism: Astyanax mexicanus (Mexican tetra)
Lineage: Eukaryota; Metazoa; Chordata; Actinopteri; Characiformes; Acestrorhamphidae
Product: kinesin light chain 1-like
Exons: 16
Coding region: 283-2133 (616 amino acids)
Biological process (GO): microtubule-based movement
Cellular component (GO): membrane-bounded organelle; cytoplasm; kinesin complex
Molecular function (GO): kinesin binding
Source: RefSeq, a predicted model, not a curated record